UGACCUGGCGAAGUACCGGCCCGGGGUUGUAAUUCAAACCAGUUCAGUUUCAACAACGGAGCACGUCUCAGCUCCAGAAGCGCCAAAAGGUUGCAAGAAUAUAAACCUGUAGAUUCGCAUCCUAUCCUCAUUCUGAUCAACACUAGUGAAAUAUGAUCAGCAAAAUUAUAGUUACAAGUUGGAUGUGAUAAAACGCUCAAGAUGCGAUUCAAGCACAGAGAUUUAAUAGUUUUGGUUCUUUGUGCCGUGCUUGGAAGCGCGCUAGGGUUCCGGAGCUGCUCACCUGACCCUUGCAAACACUUUGGAUCUACCUGUAAAACAGACAAGGCUGGCAACUCAUAUUGCGAUUGCUCACCUGAUUACGUUGGAGAAUACUGCCAGUACAAGAAUCCCUGUAACACGGGAGAGCAGAAAUGUUUAAAUGGAGGAACAUGUAAUGUUCUCUUCUCCAACAAUCAACCUCCGACAUUCCAGUGUACCUGUCCUGUUGGGUUUACAGCCUCUCUCUGCGAGGUUCCUGUAGAGAAUGUAUGUGACUCGAGCCCCUGUAGGAACGGUGGAAGCUGUCAUCUUUCAUCUUUGAGCAGAUAUACUUGCACUUGUCCUCUAGGGUGGAAAGGAAAAACCUGUGAGGAACCUGAUAACUGUUCCUCUCAACCCUGCAGGAACGGAGCAACAUGUACGUCCCUUGGGAAGGGAUAUAGAUGUUCGUGUAAGCCUGGGUUCAACGGUCCCAACUGUAAUAUCGACGUAAACGAGUGCCAAGACAGCUGGAAUAAUUGCGUGCAUGGACGCUGUAUAAAUACGUAUGGAAGCUACAAGUAGGUUUUCUUUUAUAAAUAA
Molecule: messenger RNA, 843 nt
Organism: Eurytemora carolleeae
Lineage: Eukaryota; Metazoa; Arthropoda; Copepoda; Calanoida; Temoridae
Product: neurogenic locus Notch protein-like
Exons: 5
Coding region: 202-825 (207 amino acids)
Biological process (GO): heterophilic cell-cell adhesion; establishment or maintenance of epithelial cell apical/basal polarity
Cellular component (GO): plasma membrane; protein-containing complex
Molecular function (GO): calcium ion binding
Source: RefSeq, a predicted model, not a curated record